Molecule: messenger RNA, 1551 nt
Organism: Iphiclides podalirius (scarce swallowtail)
Lineage: Eukaryota; Metazoa; Arthropoda; Insecta; Lepidoptera; Papilionidae
Source: the annotation of a GenBank genome assembly
AUGUUGUCAGCGUAUGGUUAUGGGUUAGUCAGGAGAAGGUACUGCGAUGAACGACGAAGAAUAGAAGCACGGGUGGUGCGGGGUUUGAAAGGGAGGGAACCGGAGUUGGAGUGUCAGAUUCCGAUUGUAGUGAUUUGCCCACACGUUGAUCUUACGGGCCGGGGAAAAAGAUUUAAAGUAGAUGCUGUCACAAACCCUACCUUAGAGAGCAAACGGGAAAUUAGUACUGAUCCUCAGCAGACUUCUAGUAGCCUAAACUCUCAUUGUGCUAAGUUUCGUGAAGGCAUACCUUUAGCAGAGCAAAUGAGACCACACAAAUUAGAUGAUAUAGUUGGUCAACCUGAUGCAUUUGGAACUAAUUCUUUGUUACAUUUUAUGUUGGAACAGAAGAAGAUUCCAAACAUGAUUUUGUGGGGUCCACCUGGUUGUGGAAAGACUUCAGUAGCAAAUGUUAUAUCCCAUAUAUGCAAAGAAAGCAAUAAUCUAAGGUUUGUCAAACUAUCUGCAACUAUGGCUGGAGUAAAUGAUAUAAAGGAAGUUGUUAAAGUUGCCAAAAAUGAAGUACAAUACAAAAGGCAGACAGUUCUUUUUAUGGAUGAAAUACAUAGGUUCAAUAAACUACAACAAGACAGUUUUCUUGCACAUGUCGAAGAUGGUACGAUAAUUUUAAUUGGUGCAACAACAGAAAAUCCUUCCUUUAGUUUAAAUAAUGCUCUCUUAAGCAGGUGUAGGGUUGUUGUUAUGUCAAAAUUAACUGUUAAAGAUAUAGUAGAAAUAUUGAAAAGGACACUGGUGCGUAAUAAGUUAGCUACCAUUGUUAAUACACUUGAAGACAUUGACACAAUAGAUGGAAAUAGGGCACCCCAAAAUGUAGCUAUUAUUGAGAAUAGUUCACUUCAGUGGUUAGCAGAAGUAUGCGAUGGCGACGCUCGUAUUGCGCUAGGAUGUCUUGAAUUAGCGCUAACUGCCGCAAAAGCUCAAUCCGUACCUGUUGUUACUUUGAGUGACCUACAAAACGGUAUAAAGCGAUCGCACGUGCUUUACGACCGUAGUGGUGAAGAACACUAUAACAUAAUAUCGGCAAUACACAAAUCAAUUAGGGCAAGUGACGACAAUGCGGCCCUUUACUGGACUACACGUGCACUGCAUAGUGGCGAGGAUCCUCUUUACAUAGCACGGCGGCUGGUUCGUAUUGCAUGUGAAGACGUCGGUCUAGGCGAACAAAACGCUGUCGUUGAAGCUGUGGCUUGUUUACAUGGAUGUCAACACAUUGGGAUGCCAGAGUGUGACAUAUUGUUGGUGCAAUGUGCAGUUAGCCUCGCUAGGGCUCCUAAAAGCCGAGAAGUGUAUGAUGCAAUGAAGAAAUGCCAAGCGUUUUUGAAAGAGGCAAAGGGACCUCUUCCCUCUGUACCGUUACAUUUACGAAAUGCGCCAACGAAACUAAUGAAAGAUAUGGGUUACGCAAAGGGCUACAAUCUUUUGCACAAAGAUGAGUCUGGCUUGGAUUAUAUGCCAGAUGGUAUGAAAAACAUAAAUUUUUUUAACAAUGAU